Oppiella nova is the source of this 681-nucleotide messenger RNA. The record is from the annotation of a GenBank genome assembly. Lineage: Eukaryota; Metazoa; Arthropoda; Arachnida; Sarcoptiformes; Oppiidae.
GAAAAGGAUAGUUACCAAGGCGCUGCCAUCAAGACAGCAGAUUCACUUUUAUCUGACCUGAAAAGCAAAGUUAUGGAUGACCUGGACUUUCACAUAAUUUGCAACUUUGUAUUAUUGGCCAAAAGGACUAAAAAUGAAGCGGAUUUAGCACUCAAUGAAUUUAUGAAACUAUUAAACGAUGACAGAUAUAGAGAUAAUGUGGCGGCAAUUCUGGGGGUCGCCACAGCUUUCAUGAUAAUAAAGCAAACACCAAAAGCCAGGAAUCACUUGAAAAGAGUGGCUAAAAAUAGUUGGAAUUUUCAAGAAGCGGAAUAUCUGGAGAAAUGUUGGCUCCUGUUGGCUGACAUCUACACCCAAUCGGGUAAAUACGAUAUGGCUAUUGAACUCCUGAAGAAAGUGUUGCUCUAUAAUAAAUCAUGUAUGAAAGCGUAUGAAUACUUGGGUUACAUAAUGGAAAAGGAGCAGAGCUAUAGGGAUGCCGCACAGAAUUACGACCUGGCCUGGAAGUUCACCAAUUGCAAUAACCCCAGCAUUGGCUACAAACUGGCCUUCAACUACAUGAAAGCCAAGCGACACGUCGACGCCAUCGACGUCUGCAAAGAGAUUUUGACCAAAUUUCCCGAUUAUCCUAAAGUGAGGAAAGAGAUUCUCGACAAAUGCAGGAAUUCACUCAAAAUGUGA